Messenger RNA from Melampsora larici-populina 98AG31, 663 nucleotides. RefSeq lists its product as uncharacterized. The transcript has 4 exons. The record is from RefSeq and is a predicted model, not a curated record. Lineage: Eukaryota; Fungi; Basidiomycota; Pucciniomycetes; Pucciniales; Melampsoraceae. The coding region runs from base 1 to 663 and encodes 220 amino acids.
AUGUCAAUGGCUUGUAACCCUCACUUUGAAACGGCCAAUAGUGAUUUAAUAAAUCCUAGGAUGACCUCCCACAGUCCAGCUCCUAUCCUGCAUUGGGUUUCGACGUUAAUACAUAUGCGCAGCACACCGACAUUGGACAGUUCUGUGGCUUACCGCGUCAUCCCAAUCUCUAUGCAUUACGGUAAAUAUCAAGUCGUUUGCGUCGUAGGAAUUGUCAUGCCAAUGCCUGAAGGAGAUUACUCUGCCGCGGCUCCUUACCGCGAUAGAAUUUGCCAGCGUGGUGAAACUUGGUCUCAACCCAUCGAGCUCAAUAGACUGAGCCCGAUGGCCGAGGUCCCCCAAUCACUGACCCCUCCACCCGGUAAUAUUGGGCAGCUCGUAGAGUUGGAUUGCAGGCCUCCUCUGCAAUACGCAUAUUCACAACCAUUAACUCACCCCUUCCCACUACCGCCUGAGUUGCAAAAAAGUUCUGAGGUCUUGCCCUGGGACGAUGUGGCGCCACCAACCUUGGUUGUCAGUGCAAACACGCCAUUGAACCGCAUUUCACAGGAACCACGCAUAGUCGAAUUUAUACAACGCAAGUUUGAAGCCAUGUGUACGGUUGAUUAUCGAAAAGAAUGUGAUUUAGCAAAUGAUUGCGAUGGAUGGUCACGUAGAUUUUGA